Molecule: messenger RNA, 426 nt
Organism: Phaeodactylum tricornutum CCAP 1055/1
Lineage: Eukaryota; Bacillariophyta; Bacillariophyceae; Surirellales; Neidiaceae
Exons: 1
Coding region: 1-426 (141 amino acids)
Source: RefSeq, a predicted model, not a curated record
AUGGAAGAAUUUGAUAGAGUGAGUAAUCGUGUUACACUGGUCGGCGGAAUGGGUGCAAUUGCCGGAGUUGCGAUCGGCAUGUACAAAGGCCACCCCCUUCCACGGACUUCCGGUUUAACGGUUGUAUCAUGUGCACUUGCGGGCACCGCUUGUUUUGGUGCCGAACGAUUCGUAUCGUUAGCCGGAAAUCGUUUACUAGGCCUCGACCGAACGCUAGGCCACUGGGAACGGACUUUCUUUUCGCAUGUAGUGGGCGGGUCCAUCGGGGGAGCUUUGCUUGGAGCGCUGUACAUGAGACGACCAAUACGCGGGGUAGUAUUCUUUACUCCAGUGAUGAUGGUAGUGGCUCUUGGAGAAGUGCUCUUUGAAGACCUGAAGAACGACAAAUUAGAGAGUGCAAUGAGAAACGAGUCUGGUCUCCCGUAA